CUAUGCACAAUUUUCAAGUUAUCAUCAUAAACAAUGGACACGGAGUAUAGUUAUACGAAGAAAAGAAUACAUUUCGGGAAAAAAUGCAACUUUUCCGACAUCGACGUGGUCGAAGCAGAGAUCAAGUCGAAUCCGGAGCUGAUGAGCAACUACGUCAGAAUGGAUCCUGUGACGCACGCUACACAGUGUAGUAAAGUAUAUGCGGUUCAUGAGGUGAACACAACAACUGCGACAUUCAGAGAUAACAAAAUGUUCCACUACGAGGGUGGUUGGCCGAAGGACAUAAAUAUGAAGGAUCUGGAGCAAACGGUCAGGUAUAGACGCAAGAUCGAGAAGGACGAGUUGUAUAUUCACACGAUGCUCCAAUUGUUGCCUUCGAUGGAGCACUGCAUCCUACAGAACAACGCCUGCAACAUCUACGAGCAGUAUUUCGCCGACGUGGAAGUGAUCCCACUGGUACAGAGAGCGUUCUCGCGCACGGUGAACGUGUACCGCGACCCUUCGAAUACGAAACGGCAGGUUACUCAUUUGUCGUGGUCGCCGGAUCAGGGCAACCGCUUCGCGGCCAGUUACUGCAACGUCGACUUCAAGAAUACCAACAAUAAUUACACGUCGUACAUCUGGGAAGUAGAGAACCCGAACAGCGCCUACAUGACGUUGAAGCCUUUCUACCCGCUUUUGACGUUGGAAUACAGCCCCAAGGACAGCAACACCUUGGUGGGCGGCUUGAUGACCGGACAAGUGGCCUGCUGGGACAUCAGAAGGGGUGCGGAAGCGGUGGAUACUAGCUCGGUGGAGUUCAGCCACAGAGAUCCGUGCGAUAAGGCCCUGUGGAUUAAUUCGAAGACCGGUACCGAGUUCUUCAGUGCUUCAAAGGACGGACAAAUUAAAUGGUGGGACACCAGAAAGUUGCAGGUCCCGACAGAGACGUUGGUUAUUGACCUGCUGAAGCCUGAGGAGCAGAAUGUGGACAAGGCGAUUGGUAUCUCGGCGCUUCAGUUUGAGCCAUCGAUAGGGACGCGUUUCAUGUGCGGCUUGGAGAAUGGUAUAGUAAUUUCGGGCAAUCGCAAGGGCAAAACACCUGGUGAGAAAAUAGCGACAAGAUUCAGGGCCCAAUAUGGACCGGUAAUAAGUCUGGAGAGAAACCCGACGUUCGUGAAGAACUUCUUGACGGUCGGCGACUGGACCUCUAGGAUAUGGUCGGAAGAUUGCAGGGAGUCCUGUAUAGCUUGGACCCCCGGCCACCGAGACUUCCUCACAGGCGGCGCGUGGAGCAGCACACGUUACUCUGUGUAUUUCUUAACCAAAACGGACGGCACAUUAGAUGUCUGGGACUUCCUGAUUCAACAGGACAGCCCGGUUCUCAGUGUGAAGGUCUGCGACGAGAGUUUGACGUGUAUACGACCUCAUGAGCAAGGACAGCUAGCCGCAGUCGCAAACAAGAAGGGUGCGACGUAUCUGAUCGAAUUUUCGGAAGCGUUGACGGUCAAUCAGAAGAACGACAAAUUGUUGUUAACUGCGUUGCUUGAUCGCGAGACGCGCAGAGAGAAGGUGAUAGAAGCGAAGAAUCGGGAGCAACGAUUGAAGAUGAGGGCUUUCAAGCUGCACGGCGAGACCGACUUGGUCGAUUCUUCCGCAAAAGCGGACGAACGGGACGAUUCCAAGGACUCAUCCAACGAUUUGAAGAACACGUUGAUAACGCAGUGUGAACAGGACUAUGAGAACCUGAUCGAGGCGGAAUUAGCUCGAGAAGCAGAGGCGAGUCAUGUGGAGUUGAACAACAACGUGUUGCAGAACGGUACGGCGAUGAAUUGAAGCGUUCCCGUUUCGCUCGCAGAUGUUUCACCGCAAGACAGAAUAAAUUUGCAUACCUAUCUCUGUAU
Odontomachus brunneus is the source of this 1883-nucleotide messenger RNA. RefSeq names its product dynein intermediate chain 2, axonemal-like. The transcript has 10 exons. Lineage: Eukaryota; Metazoa; Arthropoda; Insecta; Hymenoptera; Formicidae. Gene Ontology annotation, cellular component: outer dynein arm. Gene Ontology annotation, biological process: outer dynein arm assembly; cilium movement. Gene Ontology annotation, molecular function: dynein light chain binding; dynein heavy chain binding. The coding region runs from base 34 to 1815 and encodes 593 amino acids. The record is from RefSeq and is a predicted model, not a curated record.